UACCUAACGGUCCUUUUUAAGGAUUUUAAAAAUGCCCUCCAGCAGGUGCGUUUGUGUGUUCAUCCAUAACCGGUGAUAAUACAGGUGAUGCGAGGCCGCUGCAGCAUGAUGACCUUCCAAGUAAACGCGUCGCUACUACCCACCGCUAAUAAGGCUCUGACAUCGGACCGGGGGUCGAGCUGCAGCCACCCCGGCCUUGAGGCUCCAUGUCCGGCAUACAGGAGCUCCGGGAGGGGGGUAGAAAACAUCCGGAUGAAACUGCCUCUCAUCCAGCCUCAGAGCAGGUCCCGGGACUGGAACACGUGGAGCAGGGGCUUCAUGGUCGGAGGGUCCCCUCACUCAGCUCGAGAGGACAAUGACAUCACCGGGAGACACUUCCUGUUCGAAAAACAAUGUGUUCAGCCGGAGAGGACCCGCACGGUGGUCCCCCCGCUGCAGAGAGGGUCGCUGCAUCCCUUCAGCCUCUCCAAGGAGCUCUCCCACAGUCGGGGGGGGCGGCCCUUCACCCUGGGCUACGCUCCGAGGUACGACCUGAUCUCCUCUCCAGUUCUCGGCUUCCCCUCCACUCUGAUCCUCAGCGGCAGAAACUCCUUCUCAGUGGAGAGCUGCAAACUCAGCAGGCCCAAGGUGAACUAUCCAACCUACAGCCUGCUGCACAACAAAGACAAUCAGAAGAGUCCUUCUUACCCCGACCCGGUGCUCGGAGCCUCUCGCUCGUUCUUCCACAGGAUCUCAGAGCUGUCGUCCCUCGAAGGAGAGACGGUGAGGCAAGAGAAGCUGAAGAAGAUGAGGAAACCUAAGAAACUUCCGUCCUGACAAUCACUCUCUGCCGAGUCACGCUGGUCCACGAUCAAAACCCUCGAGUCUGUGCCAACGACGUCUGAUCAAAAUAAAACUCUCCAGACGCCGUGCUCCUUCCAGCGGCUCGUCGUGACCGCAUCUGUGUCCUCACUGGUGUUAGUUUUCUGCCUCACAUGGCUGGUCGUCACAUUUUGGGGGUCUUGACCUCAGGUGAUGUGUAACCGGUGUCAAUAAGCGGUCUCUGCGUUGUGUUAUAUAUCAAUUGUUUCUUUCCUCACACCGACUCUUCUCUCGUGGAACAUUCACAAAAAUUGCAGAGGAAAACGUACCUGACAAUAUACAACAGAAUCAGAAUCCAUGUAUUAGUCCCACAGAGGGUACAUUUACGUAGUUACAGCAGAAGAAGAGCAAAAGACAGCUUAAUGUUAUGUAGAAGCAUGCAUACAAAAGUUAUAAUUAACAAAUCAGUCGUUAUUCAAUUGUUUCUUUCCUCAAACCGACUCUUCUCUCGUGGAACAUUUACAAAAAGGGCAGAGGAAAACGUGAAGGACACAAAAAUAAUCUCCUGAGUACAGUGACUCAAUUUUGGAGGUUCCGCAGAAUUUGUGUGAUUGUACUAAAUGUUUUAUAAAUAAUUAUUUAACACUAAACACCACUGCAUAUGUACAACUGUUACAUGUGUACUGUUGUAAACUGUAGCAUUAGCUAAACAACAAGUGCUGAGGUAUUUGAUACUCUGACUCUCAGUAGUUUCCCUCUCAACAUCUGCAUGAAAAGGUAUUUAUUAAUGACUGUUAAUGUCAAAUUUCUCACUGUAUCAUCAAUAUGUUGUGGAUCUCGUUACAAAAGUGUUUUAUACAUCAAGUGAAAUAUCUAUGUACAUAUUUGAUAGUUUAGCAAAACCCUUAUUGUGCCUUGUUAAA
Messenger RNA from Trematomus bernacchii (emerald rockcod), 1724 nucleotides. RefSeq lists its product as uncharacterized. The transcript is spliced from 7 exons. The record is from RefSeq and is a predicted model, not a curated record. The coding region runs from base 88 to 816 and encodes 242 amino acids. Lineage: Eukaryota; Metazoa; Chordata; Actinopteri; Perciformes; Nototheniidae.